CUCGCGUAAUCAUUUUUUUAAAGGUGAGAGAUGCGGCUUCGCGUCACGUGCUUGCCGCUAGACCAAUGAGAUGGCAUAACGUCGGAACGACAUGUAAACAUGGUCUAAGAUGGCAGCGCCCUUGUCGUCACUAUCGAGUAGCGAAGAGGAUGAAAUUAUUGUCAGACCUCCACCAAAAGUCAGUAAAAGGGCUUAUAAAAAAUGCUAUAUGCAUCUCACGUCCAUAAAAAAAGAAGAAACGAAGGAUUUUACACGCACACGGUGGGAUACAUUUAGAAACUGCAUCAAACGGUGGCUUGACUUGCAGGGUGAGAGUCAGAAAAUAGCAGAAACAUACAAACAUUGUCUAGAAAUCGAGUUUGACCGUGUGCCCGAAGACGCAGGGUUUCACUCCACUUGCUACCGGCGUUUUAUUGACAAAAAGCGCUUGGAUGUGGCCGAGAAACGAGUUUCACGGUGCCAUGAAGCUGGUGAUGAUCAUAACACAGACCAGUCUGUGUCAUCGGGAAAUAGUAUUUCGUCAACGUAUUGCCCAACAAAAAAACUUAGGUCCAGUACCGGACUGCCGAUAGCUUGUUCGGGUCCUGUACUUCCUGCUUUGUGCAUAAUUUGCAAGAAAACGGACAAGUACAUCACUGUGGCAGGCAAACGCCAGAAGGACAAUCUUUCACAAGCGGAGACGCUGUCGGCAGGCCAGUUGUUCAAAGCAGCUGAGAUGAAGGAAGACACUAGCAUUCUUGUGCAUAUUAAAGACAAAGACUGUGUGUCUCUGGAAGUACGAUAUCACAAGUCCUGUUACAGACAGUACACCAGGUUCUUGACAAAGUCUACUAGAUUCCAUGCUGAAUCCUUUUGACUCACACCAAGAUGGCAUUGUGUCUUAGCUCUGGAAUAGUUGCAGCUAAAGAAAUUAUGAUGGAUUUGCUCACAGCUUCAGAAAAGGGGGGAAAUGCUGUUCAGGAAUUUAUGGACCAAAGGUUCUAUCACCAUCAGUUGACGUAUUUGCUCCCAUCAAAAAACUAAAACUAAAGACAUUCAGUGAUCAAGCCAAGACAAAUAAGAAAUCUGCAGCAGGCAAGGAAGUAAUUCUACGUGCAGAUAAGAAGCUUUUCUCCUGACGGCUCGUCAUAGGUCAAAGAAGAAAGAUAUACUUGAGGGAAAUUCUCUCCUACUCCUUGGGAACUGUGUCAUAUCCUUUAUCAAGUGCUGAUGGUUCUCUUGGAAAAACAAACAAAUCAGCUCUCAUGGAUGUUCUGGAAACCAAAGGUGGAGACUGUUUAGUUGACAGAGUACCAGUAAAUGGAGCUAUACUUUUUGAUGGCAUGGCAGUCAUUCAAGCCAUUCAGUCCAUACCAAGUACCUUCGGGGAGCUUGCUGACACUAUACUAUAGUACUUAGUCAAGCUUGCUCUCAAGCACAACUGUACACGGAUAGAUUUUGUGAUAGACAAGUAUCCAGAAAUUAGUAUUAAAAAUGUAGAAUGAUCACGCAGAGCUGUUGGUGGCACACAACAGGUAAAAAUUUAUGGACGGGAUCAAAAGACACAACACAAUGGAAGAAGUUUCUGUCGGAUGGGACAAACAAAGAAGCACUGGCAGAAUUCCUCUAUGUAAUGUGGCGAGACGCUGAUCUUACAAUUUUAGGUUGCAGUGCUGCUCUGGUGACCCAGGCUAAGGAGCCGGCGGUGAUAGAGGUCCAGCCUGGAGGAAAUGCCACUCUGCCUUGUGGGAUUUCUGUGAAUAUGGAGCUUUCCUGGUUUUCCCUGCAGUCAGACCACAUACCAGUCAAAGUCAUGAACCUGGAAUACAGAUCAAGAGGAAAGAUAAAUUCCAGUUACAUCAGAGAUGAAUACAGAGGGAGGAUGACUCCCAUCUUUAACUCAACACACAGCCUGCAGCUGAAGAACAUCACUGAGGCAGAUCUGCUGAUCUACUGCUGUAUCCAAAUCACAGGUCUAAAGUUUGGAAACUGCACAAUGCUGAAAUUCACAGACCAUGCUGGAGGCCAAUCUACCCAUCCCAUCCAGCCUAGUAACCAUGACCUCCUGCCUUGGAUUCUCCUGCCUUGUGUCGCCCUUCUCACUGGCUCCAUCUCAUCACUUUGCUGCUAUUUCUGUCAUAACCAAGCGCCGCUGAGGAAGAGCUCUGACUCACAGCAGAGGGGAAGCAGGACCAGCCGACACGAUCAGGACAAAACUGAGGUCAACUAUGUUCUUUUAAAGACAGAAUCACCGUAAAAAAACAACUAUUUCAUCUGGGUCUAAAAUAAGAUGUUUAUCCAUCCAUUUUCUGAAAAAACUGGGGUCACGGGGUGGACUGGAGCCUAUCACUGCAACAAAGGGUGCAGGCAAGAACCCACCCUGGGCAGUCACCAACACACCACAGGGUGCACACAGGCCAAUUUAGACUCACCAAUCAACACAUCCUGCACACUUUUGGACCAUGGAAGGAAACCGGAGCCCCUGGUGAAAAUGCACACAAACACGGGAAAGCGAGUGAACUCCAGACAGAAAAAACCCAGGACCGUCUUGCUGUGAGGCAGCAGCGAUAACCACUGUGCCACCGCACCACCCUGCUAGUGCUUUUUUUUUAAAAAAUGACACCAGGCAUUAUAUUUGUAAAAUAAAGGAAAUUUUGCAAGAAAAUUUGUGCAUUAACUUCUUAA
Molecule: messenger RNA, 2664 nt
Organism: Brienomyrus brachyistius
Lineage: Eukaryota; Metazoa; Chordata; Actinopteri; Osteoglossiformes; Mormyridae
Exons: 6
Coding region: 1481-2236 (251 amino acids)
Source: RefSeq, a predicted model, not a curated record